ACAGCCUGACCCGUGUCAGAGUGAUUUUUCUUCGUACUUGCAACGACGUCGCAGGCCAAAAUUUUGCGUGUGUGUCGCAGUAUUAUUUAAAACGGAAAAAUUCUCGAAAUUUGCUGUGCACUUUUCAAGGUAGAGGCAAUCGCGUAUAACAAAAAAUUCAUUUCGCAAAAUGAACGCCCAACAAGCACAACGGGAGCAUGUCCUUGCUGUUUCCCGGGACUUCAUCUCCCAGCCACGUUUGACUUACAAGACGGUGUCUGGUGUGAAUGGUCCCUUGGUCAUUCUCGAUGAGGUGAAAUUCCCUAAAUUUGCUGAGAUUGUGCAGUUGCGCUUGGCAGAUGGUACUGUGCGUUCUGGGCAGGUGCUGGAGGUGAGCGGCUCCAAGGCCGUUGUCCAGGUCUUCGAGGGCACCUCUGGUAUUGAUGCGAAAAACACGCUUUGCGAGUUCACCGGUGAUAUUCUGCGAACACCCGUCUCUGAGGAUAUGCUGGGUCGUGUGUUUAACGGCUCGGGCAAGCCCAUCGAUAAGGGUCCCCCAAUUUUGGCCGAAGACUUUUUGGAUAUUCAAGGCCAACCUAUCAAUCCCUGGUCGCGUAUCUAUCCCGAGGAAAUGAUCCAGACUGGUAUUUCUGCUAUUGAUGUGAUGAACUCGAUUGCUCGUGGUCAGAAGAUUCCCAUCUUCUCUGCUGCUGGUCUACCGCACAAUGAAAUCGCUGCGCAGAUCUGUCGGCAGGCCGGUUUGGUCAAGCUGCCUGGCAAGUCGGUACUUGAUGAUCACACCGAUAACUUUGCUAUUGUGUUCGCCGCUAUGGGUGUGAACAUGGAAACUGCCCGUUUCUUCAAGCAAGAUUUCGAGGAGAACGGUUCUAUGGAGAACGUGUGCCUGUUCUUGAACUUGGCUAACGAUCCAACCAUUGAGCGUAUUAUUACACCCCGUCUGGCUCUGACCGCCGCUGAGUUCUUGGCCUACCAGUGCGAGAAGCACGUGCUGGUUAUCUUGACCGAUAUGUCUUCGUAUGCUGAGGCUUUGCGUGAGGUGUCUGCUGCCCGUGAGGAGGUGCCCGGCCGUCGUGGUUUCCCCGGUUACAUGUACACGGAUUUGGCCACCAUCUAUGAGCGCGCUGGUCGUGUUGAGGGUCGUAACGGCUCAAUUACACAGAUUCCCAUUUUGACUAUGCCUAACGAUGAUAUUACCCAUCCAAUUCCCGAUUUAACUGGUUACAUUACCGAGGGUCAGAUCUACGUUGACCGUCAGCUCCAUAACAGACAGAUUUAUCCUCCAGUAAAUGUGCUGCCAUCUCUGUCACGUUUGAUGAAGUCUGCCAUUGGUGAGGGCAUGACCCGCAAAGAUCACUCCGAUGUUUCCAAUCAGUUGUAUGCUUGUUAUGCCAUUGGCAAGGAUGUGCAGGCCAUGAAGGCUGUGGUCGGUGAAGAGGCUCUGACGCCCGAUGAUUUGCUGUACUUGGAGUUCUUGACUAAGUUCGAGAAGAACUUCAUUUCGCAGGGCAACUACGAGAACCGCACUGUCUUCGAAUCGUUGGAUAUUGGCUGGCAGCUGCUGCGUAUCUUCCCCAAGGAGAUGCUUAAACGUAUUCCAGCCUCUAUUUUGGCUGAAUUCUAUCCUAGGGACUCGCGCCAUUAGAUUUUGUUUAAAAUUGUUUUGUUUUUGAUUUAUGUCCAAAAUUUUGUUUCAUUCAUAAUUUAAGCUGGUGGCGCAAAGUGCGGCGUGCCUCCUUUUGCAAUAAUCCGUUGUGUAUGCGUCUAUACAUAUACGAUAUACACACAUAUAUACACAUUAACUACAAUAUAACCCAAGAAAAGGAUAUUAAUAUGAUAAUAUCUACGUAUAAAAUUUGAUUUGUGGUAUACACAGAGAGAGAGAGAGCCGAAGCGCAGUCUAAACAAUAACUAGUUAAAUAUUUUCUAAUCACUAUAUAAGCGGAAACUAUUUUAAAUGUGUGUUUUAGUAAUCAAAAUUUGUCAAGAUAUCAUAACGUGUACAUAAACUCAAAGGAAUUAACCCAAUCCACACCUCAAAUGAAGAAGAAAGAAAAACAAAACAAAACAAUGAACAUUCUCCUUAAAACUUUGUUGCCGACCCGUCGAUAAUUUGUUAAAGUUUACCCAUUUUUGUUAGGUUUUAAGUGUGUGUGCUCUGUAAAUGUUUAUUAUUUCUCGAUCAUUGAAUUGUUUAAUUAAUUUCGUUUCGCAUACAGAAUCGUAGCAUUCCAAAACCAAAUUAAAUAACGCAUAUUUGUGUUUCUUUCGCUUGCGCCGCUUUCGGUCUUCUGUUUAUUUUGUAUUCGCUCAACUUUAAGAUGUUACAACACUUCGCACAAGUAUUAAAAAAAAGUUCUCUUCAGCACUUCCCGUCCCCAUCCCCUCACUGUUCCCUGCACCGAAACAAUGUGAACAAUUUGUACAGCAACUAAACAAACUAAACAAUGAAAUAUGAAAAGUGCAAA
Messenger RNA from Drosophila navojoa, 2465 nucleotides. It is a transcript of the gene Vha55, whose product is annotated as V-type proton ATPase subunit Vha55. Gene Ontology annotation, biological process: vacuolar acidification; proton transmembrane transport; ATP metabolic process. NCBI's taxonomy places the organism in Eukaryota, Metazoa, Arthropoda, Insecta, Diptera, Drosophilidae. Gene Ontology annotation, molecular function: proton-transporting ATPase activity, rotational mechanism; ATP binding. The record is from RefSeq and is a predicted model, not a curated record. Gene Ontology annotation, cellular component: proton-transporting V-type ATPase, V1 domain.